AUGUCAGAACAAGACACACCAUCUUUCUCCAACAAUCCGUUUGGUGGUUUUUUUUCUUUCACACCCAAUAACAAUACAACAACAACAACAAAUAAUCCAUUUGCUGCUUUUUUAAAUACUUCUUUGGAAGAAGCCAUUUCAUCAAGACCAAUAUUUGGUGGCGGUACAUCAGACAGUUCUUCUUCAUCAUUGGUUGAUGUUGUUGAUUCCCAACCAAAACAGGAAGAAACUAAAUAUUCAAUCGACUCAGUGAUUUCUGUAUUUUCGGAGAGUAUUUUGGGGAUUACAGAAAGUAAAGGUCGUCAUCAUCAAGUUUACUUGUUAGAUAUUUCUGAUGUUUCAAAUAUUAGCAAGGUUAUCAUUUCAGAAUUUGACAUCAACGUCAAGGGUCAAGAACAAGUCAAUUGUGGUUUUAAGAAUGUUUCAUUAGAUUUUGAAAGUUUAGUCUUGAAUAAGAUUGAAAAUGAUUCUAAAAAAGUGAGAGGUGUAUGUAAAUUAUUCAAGAGAGAAUACCCUGUAAUUGAAAGUGCAAUUAUUUCAGAUUGGAAACCUCAUUCAAUGUCUUUAAAUAAUGUAAUUAGAACUCAGGACUAUACAGUUAUUGGAUUUGUUGAUCAAUUAGCUGUGGCAACAAAAUUUGGAUGUAAAAAUCCAUUCUUAGAAAAUAGUUCCACAGAAUGUCUUUUCACAGAAGAAUUAAUAUUGGAUUCUAAUUCAGUAGAUCAGUAUGCUGCCAUUGAUACAGAUAGCCCUCUAGUUGUACUUCUCCCUUGUGAAAAUUGCAAGGAGAGAAAAUAUUCAUUGAAUGGUUUAUGUUUCAAUGGAUCCAUCUUCCUAUUCGAUUUGAAAGAAAGAAAAUUUACAAAAUCUGUGAAAUUUACUGAUGAAUCAUUGGGAAAGCAAUUUAUUUUAAAGAGAUUUAUGGAUAAUCCAGAGUUUAUUCCCUAUUUAGAUGGAAAUAGAUUGAGAAGUUUCGUUCUCUCUGAACAGAAACUUUAUGAAUUUUAUUGGAAUGUCCAGUAUGAGGAAUUGGUGUGUGUUGAACAUUGCAUGUGGGUUAGUGGUCAAAUUUCACAAGUUCGUAUCACAGAUGAAGAGUUUGGAUUCAUUAUCUCCACAUGGGAUAAAAAAAUAGUUUUAUACAAACCAGGUCAAGUGGGAAAACCUUAUAAUGAAGGACACGUUAGAAUUAUAGAAAAGGAAAAAGUGCUUACUCCAUCCAUUUGGUGCUCAAAGAGUAAGGUUCUCUUUGAAAGGAGCACAUAUUACAAUUAUGUUCCACUCAAUUUUGAAAACCACAAUCUUACAUUAGAAGAAAUCACCAAAUCAGAGGUAAAGAAUCCUUUUCAACUUUUCAAUAUAGCAGACUAUGCUAAAGAAUUUGAAUUUUCAUGCUAUGAUGAAUUAAUUGAUAAUUGUUUGAGUAUUAAGAAAAUCAAGGUUGGCAGAAAACUCAAAGGCCUUAGAUCAGAAUUUAUUUACAAAGUCGAUAACAAAGAAUUAGCUGUCCUAGAAUUGGAAAUUAUUGCUGGACUGACCUCUAAUCAAUCAACCAUCAUGGUAGAAACAACCUCCAUUAGACAAAGUGAAAAUUUCAAAUUAUUGGAAUUGAAAGAUUUUACCAAUUUUCUUGGAGCUCCAAUUAUUUACAAACGUAAAGAUGAGAAGAAAUUUCAGUUUACUUCUUUCAUUGAUUUAAAAGAUGGAAAGAAAUCUUCUGAAACUGUAAUUUUUGGAGAUAUUAAUGAAGGAAGUGGAUCCACUUCAACAUCAUCAACACCAAUAUCCAAUUUGGAAUUUAUUGGCCUUUUAGCACCAAAACAAACCAGGAAUUAA
Naegleria gruberi is the source of this 1836-nucleotide messenger RNA. RefSeq lists its product as uncharacterized. The transcript has a single exon. NCBI's taxonomy places the organism in Eukaryota, Heterolobosea, Eutetramitea, Acrasida, Naegleriidae. Bases 1 to 1836 code for a protein of 611 amino acids. The record is from RefSeq and is a predicted model, not a curated record.